AUGCCGACCGUCACAGCUUUGACACCAACUUGCUCCGGCAGGCCGAGCAAGAGUGAAGACGCCCUCACGUCCGCGACGACAUCCGGCGCCGACACCGCUGCCAACGACCAGCCGGCCCUCAACCGUCGCCGCCACUCCUUUUCCCUCCCGCGCCGCAAGUCCAUCGUCGGCCAAAUCAUGGAUACCGAAGAGAGCCUGUUGCUCAAGGUCGACCUCUUCCUCUCGGAGCUGGAGCGCCGCCUCGAGUUUAUCGAGCGCUACGGCGACAUGAGCCGCGACUACAACUUUUCCCGCGCCUUUUCCACCCUCCAGGCCGUCCGCACCCGCUGCUCCCAGGCCUCUGAGGAAGUCAUUGGCGCCGGUCGCCGCCGUCUGCAUGUCAUGGUUGAGACACUAGAGACCCGGUACCAGGAGACGCUGGCGGCGACCGAGUCGCUCCACGAAAAGGCAUGCGUCGGUAUUGAUCUGCUCGAGGGUAUGUUGACCGAGUUCGAGGAGCGUGCGCACAAGUUGCGCGAGCAGAGCUUUGCCAAUGCCGCCACCGCCGCUGGGGCCUUUAUGGGCGAGGGUCGUCGUGUGGCCACGGAAAGCAUCGAGCGUGCCAGAGAAGUCAUGGACGAGGGUUUCGAGCGCGCCAAGCGUGCCGCCCUAUCUCUGGAGGAGCAUAUCCAGCAAGCCAUCCUUUUGGCAAAGGAACGACGACUUUUGGCGUACCAUGAGCUGCCCGUCCCGUGGCGCAACAACCCUCACAUCCACAAAGGCUAUCGCUUUACCGAGACGAAGCUUGAGUGUGUGUGCUCCAUGUUCAACAUUUCCAACGAGUUUAUCAACAUCUGGUCUCACGCUCUCGGCUUGGUGCUGGUGCUUGCCAUCGCCUGUUACUUUUACCCGACCAGCACCAAUUUUUCGCUCAGCACCAAGAGCGACGUCUUUGUGGCGGCCGUCUUCUUUAUCAUGGCCUGCCUUACGCUUGUGUGCUCCGUCAUCUGGCACACGAUGAACUCUGUAGCCGACGUCAAUGCCAUCUCCAUCUUUGCAUGUGUCGACUACACGGGCAUCUCCUUACUCAUCGCGGCGUCCAUCAUGACGACCGAGUACACGGCCUUUUACUGCGACCCUAUCAGUCGCUGGACCUAUAUGCUGCUGACGGCCUCCCUCGGCGUGGGCGGCGUCAUCCUGCCCUGGCAUCCCAAGUUUAACGGACCGGAGAUGGCUUGGGCGCGCGUCGCCUUCUUCGUCGGCUUAGCCCUGACGGGCUUUAUGCCUAUUGUGCAGCUACUCUACACGCACGGCUCCGAGUUUGUUAUUGACUUUUACUCGCCCAUUCUCAAGUCGGUGCUCGUCUACUUUGGCGGCGCCAUCGUGUACGCGAGCAAGAUUCCCGAGUGUUGGUGGCCUGGCAUGUUUGACUACAUUGGCGGCAGCCACAACCUCUGGCACGCUGCCGUGCUCGGUGGUAUCAUGUUUCACUACACGGCCAUGCAGCAGUUCUUUGCCAAUGCUUUUGGCCGCGCUCUCGACGGCUGCCCUGCCUACUAG
This is a messenger RNA of Beauveria bassiana ARSEF 2860, 1539 nucleotides long. RefSeq names its product hemolysin-III family protein. Bases 1 to 1539 code for a protein of 512 amino acids. NCBI's taxonomy places the organism in Eukaryota, Fungi, Ascomycota, Sordariomycetes, Hypocreales, Cordycipitaceae. The transcript has a single exon. Gene Ontology annotation, cellular component: membrane. Gene Ontology annotation, molecular function: signaling receptor activity. The record is from RefSeq and is a predicted model, not a curated record.